CGGCGCAUGCAAUACGAAUCGUCCUGCCGCCGAUCCUGCUGCCACAACCAACUCCUGUCGCUUCCCGGAUUUCGGUGGCGUCGGACAGGAAUCUUACGCUCGCACUCUACCGGUUCGUUCAAUCGUCGAACGCCAGUGAGUGCCGUCCCGUCGUGCUGAAAACGCGUCUCGCGAUCGAAACGAUGGCCGGUACAGAUUAUUGACGAAAGUUCUCAGUGGAACGCGAUGUCGGAAAGCGAGGAGGAGUCCACUAGCGGCGCGGACUGGCCCGUGACCGAAGAAUGGCUCCAGGCGGUGCUGAAGGAACACCACAAGGAGCUGCCCGACCCCGCGAUGAUCACCGUACUGGAUUUUACUGUGAGACCGGGCUGCGAGUCGGGGGAGAGCGUCCUCAGCGAUAUCCUUGCUGUAGCCGUCAAAUACUGCUUGAGGGAAGAACCAGACGGGGUGACUCACAGCCUGAGUUUCAUAAUAAAAUUACUACCUCAAGACCCAUUUAGCAGGUACUUCGUGACCGAGGCACAGUUUGAUUUACGGGAGAUUAAAUUUUACACGCAAGUUGUCCCCGAUUUGGAAGCCUUCAAAGAAACUGUACCUAAAAGCAGCGACAUUCGUUUACCCAUUCCCAAAUGCUACUACGCACACUACUCUGCAGGCACCAACGACCCCGAACCGAGCCCACCCGAAUCCGUCCUAGUCUUAGAGAACAUCAAACCCCAGGGCUACAACAGCGCCGAUUUUUCCCACGGACUCACCCUGCGUCAAACUACGGCCGCCGUGGAGGCAAUCGCCCAAUUGCACGCCCUUUCCCUAUCUCUUAAAGUCAAAGAGGGAAAAUCCCUGUCGGAAAGGUACCCCUUCCUCUUCCAAACAACGAGGGCAUCGGACUCUUACCAGCAACUGGUCGAGAGAGGACUACCCCAACUGUCCCAGUUCUUAGAAAGAAGACCCGGCUUGGAAAGCGUCCUUGCGGCCCUCAACGAUCUCAGACCUCACACCAAAGAGAUAAUCGAGAACCUGCUGGCACCUGAAGAACCCAUGGCUCUAAUCACCCAUACCGACUUCUGGUGCAACAAUCUGAUGUUCCGCGAAGACGAGGAAUCUUGCGUCUGUUCCAUAUUGGACUGGCAAAUGGUGACGUACAGUCGACCAACCAACGACCUGGCACUUCUGCUUAUCAGUAGCGUACCAGCUGAACUAAGAAGACUGCACACCGACUCCUUGCUCGAUGGGUACUGGGACUGUCUUACAUCCACCUGUAGAAAACUAGGUCUGGACAUCGAAAGCGAACUGGGGUACGACAGGAAAAGGCUAGCCGAAGACUACAAGAGGUCGCAACUGCUAGCACUGUUACUCUGCAUUGGAUCCGUCGACCUGGCACUGGGCAAUGCUCAAAUGGAGGAAAGGCUGUUGGUGUUGCUGCAGGACCUGUACGCCGAUGGUUUGCUGAACGCGGACCUGGCGGGACAAGCUCAAGUUUAAGUGAAACAAAUUAAGUUUUCAAGUGAUAUUUGCUGUGCGGAAAAAAACACGAUUUAUUAUUAAGAGCUUUACAUUCGUCAUAAUAGAUUGCAACUGAUUUUCUUUCAACACUGGCCUUUAUAUCACCAGUAGAAUCGUCUUUAACACUUCCUGGUCAACAAUUGGGAAGAUAUACAUAAAUAAAUAGAAACAAAUCAGAAAUAAAGAUACUAAAAUUUGCAUUCAAGUUAAAAAUAGUAUGUUAUAGAAAUAUAUACUCAGACACAUCUUUGAUAUGCCGUGCUCGUUUCCACAUAUCAGUAUGAUUACAAAUGGGCGAAUCUCGGCGCCGUGUCGCCAUUCAAGCUGUUGAUAUAUGGGCCGCCGAUUUAGCAAGCUUUUUUUAUCCUAACACAGUUUCCCGGCCACUGGAGUUUCACUUUGGAGUGCAAAAACUUGUGAUCUAUUAUGAAAUUAUACGUAUAUAUAAGAAAAUUCUUCGCUUAAAGUUAUACACAAUAUUUUCGUGCGCAAGUUUGACACUGUGUUCCGUGCCAAUAAGUUUUAAAAAAAUGGUUCAAUUAUAGCGUUUAGAUGAAGGUGUAUUUAUUCCAUUAUAAAGCAAGCAAAGAUAUGUAGCCAGUAGGAUUCAAUCGACAUUUAUUACUUUGUCCUAUUUAUUCUUAAUGAUGAUUAGUUGAGAUUAAA
Molecule: messenger RNA, 2169 nt
Organism: Anoplophora glabripennis (Asian longhorned beetle)
Lineage: Eukaryota; Metazoa; Arthropoda; Insecta; Coleoptera; Cerambycidae
Exons: 4
Coding region: 226-1482 (418 amino acids)
Source: RefSeq, a predicted model, not a curated record